AGCAACCAGAGAGAGAGCACAUCGACAAAAGAAAGAUCACAAUAUAAAGAUCUCAUCUUCUCUUCUCCCUUCUUUUCUCCUCUGUGUGUUUUCUCUCUAUUCUGUGUUUUCAGAAGAUUUCAAUUUCAAACAAAAAGUUCCAUUAGUGUUGGGCCUGGUUUAAAAAAAAGUCGAUUAAAGAUGGAUAACAGAGUUGAAUCAUCUUACGUGUUUAAUUUCCCCGGCGAUAAUCCCGAUGAAUCUCCGGCGAUACCUAGUUGGUUAUCUCCAUCUGAUUCUUCCUCUUCUCCUUGUUCCUCUGCUUCUUCUUCUUCCAUUGGGAUGAACAGCGACGACGACGGUGAGAAGUCGUCGGAAGACGGUGGUGAUGACGCCGGAGAUAACGAAGUUGAGUCACCGUUCAAAGGCUCUCUUGAAAUGAUGGAAUCUCUCGAACAAGUCUUACCUGUUAGGAAAGGGAUAUCGAAGUAUUACAAUGGGAAGUCAAAGUCUUUCACGAAUCUAAAGGAAGAGGCAUCGUCGGCGUUGACUUCUUCUUCUUCGAUGAAAGAUUUAGUAGCGAAGCCGGAGAAUCCUUACAGUCGGAGGAGGAGGAAUCUUCUCUGCCAUCAGAUUUGGGAGAACAACAACAACAGCAAGACCACUCCACGUGGCGGGAUCUCUAAGAAACAUGUCAUGAGUUCGAGUAGGAGCGCUUUGACGCUCGCUAUGGCGGUUGCUGCUGGGGUGAUGACGUGCGGAGAAGGAUCUUCUUCCGGAUCUGGUGGAGACUCGUCGCCUGGAUCGAGUCCGACGACAUCUGGAGGAUCUCCUCCUAGGCAGAGCCAUCAUCAUCAUCAUCAUCAGAUGGUGAAGCUUCCUCCCUUGUAUCCUAGGAGUCAAGGGUCUUUUAGUAAUUUGACUUCGUCUCAGUCGUCGUUGGGUUUUUGUGCCUGGAGAUCGUAUUCGGUGGCUGAUUUCCCGAGGUGUUUUCCGGCGACGGCGAGUGGGAUUGGGUUUAAUGACUAUUAGGACAAUGAUCAUGUAACAAUUGUUUUGUUUUGUUUUGUUUUUUUUUUUUUUUUUUUAUAUAUUUUGAAGUAACAACAACAUCCGGAGAACAAUGUAUAGAAGAGUUAUAAGAACUUUUGAAUGGAUUCGCACCUUUUUUUUCAUU
Camelina sativa (false flax) is the source of this 1156-nucleotide messenger RNA. Its product is annotated as protein OXIDATIVE STRESS 3 LIKE 1. The record is from RefSeq and is a predicted model, not a curated record. NCBI's taxonomy places the organism in Eukaryota, Viridiplantae, Streptophyta, Magnoliopsida, Brassicales, Brassicaceae.